CCAAACACUUGCGCCCUUAUUUUGCCAUACUUUCUUACAGCUACAGCCAAAGGCUUUCAUCCCUCUCAUCAUUCUUUUAGCGCCAAGUACACUGGUUUGGAAACGCAUACCACACGUACUUAGAGGACGACCCUUCGUUGUGGCCUAUGAUUAGCGAGGCAUUUGCGCGUUUCGUAAAACUCUAUAAUUCACUGACCAGAUCGCACUUCUCCGAAGACCUACACUGCUGGGAUUGGUCAAUACAUUUUGACUAGUGAGGCUCCUCUGCCUGUGAGAAAUUUCUCGGAGUUUGUCCCUAUCGCUAAUUCAUGACCUCGGUCCUUCGAUACCUUCGCGCCUGGACACGUUGACGGUAUGACCAAGAUGGCUCCUUACGCUGGUUGGACUUGGACUUGGAUUUCAAUGGGGCGCAAAUAGUUUGUGGGACAAUCUCUUUGAUGGAAAAAAGUGAGGUAAUCUGAACCACAGCGAUGUCCUUUUCUGUCUCAUUGCUGCAUGCAGGCAUGCGAUGUGUUACGCUAUGUUGUGAUUUUACAAUGUUCCUACAUAUACUUUCAGUUCUGUUAGGACAGAUAUCUUGUCUCCCUUCUGUACAAUAUACUUCAAGUAGUUCCAAAAGUUGCCUGGAGAAAGCCUCUCACCAUAGGUCGUAUUUGCACAAGUGCUUGCGAUACGACUUCGAAUGCCCUUGUUGACACGAAACUGGUCCGAGCGUGGGAAUGCUCUUCAAAAUUUCUGCUACAGGGCUCAUUUCGCUAUUACAAGUCCUGCUCCAGGAACAACAUAAGGAAGCUUUCGAAUGCGUAUAAUGUUGCGUACGGUAACAUACAGAGAGCAAUAGAGCGAAGAAUCUACAUCAGUUUACCCUGAUUUUUUUCUGAAUCGAAAACUGACGAUACAUGGCG
Messenger RNA from Desarmillaria tabescens, 905 nucleotides. RefSeq lists its product as uncharacterized. The coding region runs from base 471 to 695 and encodes 74 amino acids. The record is from RefSeq and is a predicted model, not a curated record. The transcript has a single exon. Lineage: Eukaryota; Fungi; Basidiomycota; Agaricomycetes; Agaricales; Physalacriaceae.